Messenger RNA from Etheostoma spectabile (orangethroat darter), 3623 nucleotides. RefSeq names its product A disintegrin and metalloproteinase with thrombospondin motifs 2. The record is from RefSeq and is a predicted model, not a curated record. Gene Ontology annotation, cellular component: extracellular matrix. Gene Ontology annotation, molecular function: metalloendopeptidase activity. Gene Ontology annotation, biological process: extracellular matrix organization; proteolysis. Lineage: Eukaryota; Metazoa; Chordata; Actinopteri; Perciformes; Percidae.
GUCCUCUGCUCGGGUCUCUGAACUUGACCCAGAAGGUUUCCAGGUCCAGGUCCAGACCAGCUCGCCGGCGGCGCUACGUGGAAGAGGCAGAACUCUUAAACCUUGAGGUGUUGCUAGCGGUGGACUACUCGGUUCUUCUUUUCCACGGCCGAGACCACAUUCAGAAAUACCUCCUGACGCUCAUGAACAUCGUAAACGAGAUCUACCAGCAUCAUUCUCUGGGCGCCAACAUCAACGUCGUCCUGGUCAAAAUUGUCAUGUUGUCUCCAUCAAAGUCCCAGGAGCUGAUCGCCGUGGGCAACCCCCAGAAGAGUCUGGAGAACGUGUGUGGAUGGUCGUACCUGCAGCAGCGAGACCAGCACGACCACACCAUCUACCUGACCCGGCAGGAGUUCGGCCCCUCCGGCAUGCAGGGGUACGCUCCAGUGACAGGAAUGUGUCACCUGCAUCGGAGCUGCGUCCUCGUCUUUGAGGACGGGUUUUCCUCGGCCUUCGUAGCGGCUCAUGAGACAGGACACGUGUUGGGGAUGGAGCAUGACGGCGAGGCUAACGACUGUGAGGACGACGUGCCGUUGGGCAGCAUCAUGUCUCCGAGGGUGCAGGCAACCUUCCACCGGUACCACUGGUCCCGCUGCAGCUGGACCGAGCUGCACAAGUACCUGCAUAAAUACGACUGUCUCCGUGACGACCCGUUCCACCACGAUUGGCCGGCUCCGCCCCCGUUGCCGGGGUUUCAGUACUCCAUGGACCAACAGUGUCGCUUCGACUUUGGACCGGGAUACAGCCUCUGUACUGCAUAUGCGGGUCUGGACCCCUGCAGGCAGCUGUGGUGCAGCGAGUUCAGCAACCCGUUCUACUGCAAGACCAGGAAGGGACCCCCCCUGGACGGGACCAGGUGUGGACCAGGCAAGCACUGCUUUAAAGGUCUCUGCAUGAAGUUGACCCCCAACCUGCUGAGACAAGAUGGCGGCUGGGGGGGGUGGAGUGCGUGGGGCGCCUGCUCCCGGACCUGCGGGGGGGGGGUCCAGUUCCGGUCCCGGCGCUGCGACAGCCCAGCCCCGGCCAACGGGGGACGCACCUGCUUCGGGAACAGCUACGAGUUCACGCUGUGCAGCCGGGACACGUGUCCCCCGCUCACAGACUUCAGAGAGGACCAGUGUAAAGUCUUGAAUCCAUUUUUCGAACAUGAAGGAAAAAAACAUCACUGGUUACCGUACCAGCACCCUGAUGCUGACGAGCGCUGUCUCCUGUACUGUCAGUCCAAGGAGACGGGUGCCGUGGUUUCCAUGGACAGAAUGGUGCUUGAUGGGACGCUGUGUUCCUAUGGCGAUGCCCACAGCGUCUGUGUCCGGGGAGACUGUGAGCAUGUAGGCUGUGAUGGACAGAUUGCAUCCGACCAGCAGGAGGACAGAUGUGGAGUCUGUGGAGGAGACAACUCCAGCUGUCAGAUCGUUAAAGGAAACUUCACCCGGAGCACCAAGAAACCAGGUUACCUUAAGAUCCUGGAGAUCCCCAAAGGAGCGCGACACCUUCUGGUCCAAGAGUUCAGAGAGACGCCCCACAUCCUGGCGAUGACCAACCUGGAGACGGGUCACGUCUUCCUCAACGAUGAAGACGAGCUCCCAGAAUCCCGAGUGGUGAUCGAGAAAGGCGUGGCGUGGGAGUACAGCACCAGCCAGGAGGCGGAGUCCAUCCAGACCAGCGGGCCGCUCCAGUACGGGGUCCUGCUCAUGGUCCGUUCCCACGGCGACUCCAAGGUGACGGUGUCCUAUAAGUACGUGAUCCAGGACGGUCUGCGGUCGUCCCUGGAGUCCAACCUGCUGCAGGAGGACGCCGUCUUCUACGAGUGGGCGCUGAAGAAGUGGUCCGCCUGCUCCAAGCCCUGCGGCGGAGGGAAACAGUACACGCGGUUCGGCUGCAGGAGGAAGGCCGACGGGAAGAUGGUCCCCAGGACGUUCUGCUCCAACGUCAACAAGCCGAGAGCCAUCAGCCGCGGCUGCAACUCGGACGCCUGCAGCUCGCCACGCUGGGUGAGCGGCCCGUGGGACGACUGCAGCGCCUCCUGUGGUCAGACGGGGUGGCAGCGCCGCUGGGUCAGCUGCCAACAGGCGUCCACCACGGGACAGUCCACCACGGGACAGUCCAGCACAGGACAGUCCGCCACGGGACAGUCCGCCACGGGACAGUCCAGCACGGGACAGCAGACCCGCUCGGUGAACAGCAAGCUGUGCGGAGGCGAGCGACCGGAAGGGAAACGAACCUGCAACCGCUUCAGCUGCCCUGCGGCCUGGCGCGCCGGACCCUGGACGCCGUGCUCGGUGUCCUGUGGAAACGGGACUCAGGAGCGCCAGGUCGCGUGUUUGAGUCCCGAAGGUUCAGCACAAAACUGCAGCGACCCUCGACCAAUCACAACCCGCGCCUGCCAGCCCCCUCCCUGCAGCGGCGAGCCGAGGAACUCCAUCAUCCAGUGGUUGUCCCGUUCGACCUCUGACCUCGCCCCCCCCCAGACCUCCUCCAGGACGCGUUGCCGUGGUGACCGCUCUGUAUUUUGCCGGAUGGAGGUGUUGACUCGGUACUGCUCCAUCGCCGGGUACCGCCAGAUGUGCUGCAAAUCCUGUAGCCAUGGCAACUUCAGCAGCUUUAUCCCGCUGAGCGCCAACAACAGUUCCUGGAGUGUAACCAUGGAGACGAUGACUUCAGCAUCCGCCAUCAUCGUCAGCACGCUGCCUCCCAGCAUCACUGUAGUCCCGCCUCCCAGCGUCACCAUGACUCCUCCCCCCAGCGUCACCAUGACUCCGCCCCCCACCAGCCGCCGCAGCACCGACUUUGUGUACGUGGAGUACGAGGAUUACGGCGAGUUUUCCUCCGACUCUCCUCCCAUCAGUUCUACUUCUCGUACUACAAGACGUGAAACUGCUUCGCUACAUUUAUUCAAGAGGAAAACUCCCAUUCCCACAAUGCAUUCUGCGACAGUUCCCAUGGUAACUGCUGAGGAUCAGAGUCCCAGGACAUCUGCCUUCCCAGAGUCCCCCCCCACGACUACAGAACGCACAAGAAAACCUGCUCCGCCGCAUUUACUCAAAGGGAAAACUCCAACGAUGCCGCAUGGGAGAACUACAGCUCCCACAGUGCCCGUUUCCUUAGUAACCGCUGUAACGUCUGCCAUCCCAGAGUCCCCCCCCACGACUACUUCUACAACUACAAAACGCACCAGAAAAACUGCUCCGCCACAUUUAUUCAAGAGGAAAACUCCAGCUCCCACAAUGCACCCUGUUCCCGUAGUAACCCUUAGCGCCCCGUUUCCCCCGACCCCGCCGCCGGGGGGGCGGGAGAACAACUCUGUUGACGAGGUCCCGUACCGGAUCGUGGGAUUGGACGGCGGCGUGGGGGGGCGGGGCCAGCAGAACUACUUUGUGCCGCGGCGCACCCCCCCGCCCCGCGAGCGGACGCAAAACAAGCGCAUCCAGCAGCUUCUGAACGAGAAGCGGCGGCGAGAGGGGGGGGCGCCCGCCACGCGCACGUGAACGUGCACUCUGCGCUUUGAUUAGCUCGUUAUGACGCAUGUGCAGCUUGCUCGCUUCCUGCUAACGAGCUCCUAACGAGCUCGUUAAGAGAACACACCA